UCCCAUUGGAAACGUCAGGUGGCGCUCGCAUCGACCGCUUCCUUUUCCGUUUUUGCUCUGAUAGAGAAAUAAAAUGGUGCAGCGACUCACCUACCGACGACGUCUGUCGUACAACACGAAGAGCAAUCGGAGACGAGUGGUACGUACUCCAGGUGGUAAGCUCGUGUACCAGUACCUGAAGAAACCCAAGAAGAUACCAAGAUGUGGUCAGUGCAAAGACAAACUCAGGGGUAUCCAGCCAGCAAGGCCAAUGGAACGCUCUCGUAUGUGCAGACGUAAGAAGACUGUCAAGCGAGUCUACGGUGGUGUUCUCUGCCACAAAUGCGUCAAAGAGAGGAUUGUUCGUGCUUUCCUCAUCGAGGAGCAGAAAAUCGUGGUGAAGGUAAUGAGGGCGCAGCAAGCUUCCACAAAAGCGAAGAAGGUCGAGAAAUAACUUACCACAUUUUAAUUAAUUAAUAAAAAAAAUUGGAAAAAACAUA
Diachasma alloeum is the source of this 479-nucleotide messenger RNA. RefSeq names its product 60S ribosomal protein L34. Gene Ontology annotation, biological process: translation. Gene Ontology annotation, cellular component: ribosome. NCBI's taxonomy places the organism in Eukaryota, Metazoa, Arthropoda, Insecta, Hymenoptera, Braconidae. The coding region runs from base 74 to 433 and encodes 119 amino acids. The transcript has 4 exons. Gene Ontology annotation, molecular function: structural constituent of ribosome. The record is from RefSeq and is a predicted model, not a curated record.